This is a messenger RNA of Cryptosporidium ubiquitum, 735 nucleotides long. RefSeq lists its product as uncharacterized. The record is from RefSeq and is a predicted model, not a curated record. The coding region runs from base 1 to 735 and encodes 244 amino acids. Lineage: Eukaryota; Apicomplexa; Conoidasida; Eucoccidiorida; Cryptosporidiidae. The transcript has a single exon.
AUGCAAAUAAAUACAAGGGGAUGUCUGAGAAUUCGUUCAUUCAUUUUCAUUUUGGUUAUUUCUAUCUGUGUUUUAUCUUUGGAUGCAGCGAAAAAGGUGAUUGAAGAUUAUAAUGAUGAUACAAACCAAAAGGACGAGAGUUUAGGUCUUAGUGGGAGCCAACAAACUGAAAGUAGCCAAGAUGAAUCCUUUGCACUUUUUGAAACAUAUACGAAAUCCUUGAAGUUUGUGCUAGAGGGGAUGUUUGGUCCAGAGUAUGCUCAGACAAUAUCAAAUACAAAGAAUUCUGAAGGUUUGCCUUUGUGUAGAGAAAAUGAACAAAUGGUUAAUAAAGGAUGUAAUGUAAUGAUUUACUCUUGCUCAAAGCAUACAAAUGGGAAGUUUUCGUGCUACUUUUACUAUUGGAGUUUUUGCCAAUGCUCCAGACCUUGGAAGCUCAAAUUCUUAAACUACAUUAUACCUCCUUUAUAUGAUUGUUAUCCAUCUGUGGCAUCAGAAGAAGACUUUAAUCUAGCUUUGGCCUUUCAAAACGAAGAUAGGAUUUUUUCUGAAAAAGUAUUUUCAAAACUUUCAGAGGACUUAGAGAUCCCAGUUGGUAAAUGCAGUACCAACGUCAUAUUUAUCAUUUGGAUACUUCUUGUAGCGUCGUUUUUCACCUGGAUUAUUUAUCGAAUAUACAAAUUUGGUUGUUAUAUUAAGAACCAAAUUGCAUUGUCAAACAGGAAAAGGAGGUAA